AAGUGAUAACGGGGUCACUACAUAUUAAUGAACGUAUCUUGUGUACAUUUGGCCACCAUUUCCGGAGAUACUCUAUAGAAAUGUGAAAUAUAGCACGCUAAAUCGUCCGUAAAGCAUUAUUUAUGGAUACGGUAUGGUUUAGAAAUGUGCUGAGGCCUUGAAGGGAUAAAGGCUAAAGAUGCAGAACCAUAGAAAUCAACUGUUGACUUCACCUGUACCGGAGGAUUUAUCAAAGCCCCGAGUACUAAUGAUCAACACAGGACAGAGGCGCCUUUCUGCAGACAGUUGUGGAACACCCGUACACACUCCAGUGAAUACUGUACCGCCACCCAAUGUACUGUCACAGAAUUGUACCCCAGUCCACACCCCAGUUAAUACUGUUCCUCCUCAUAAUCCUUUGUCAUCGAAUGGUACCCCUGUACAUACACCAGUUAAUACGGUGCCACCACCUAACCCACUUUCAAACAAUAAUAAUGCAUUGUCUGCUGCAGUGGCUUAUCAGUUACAACAGCAACAACAACAGCAACAACAGCAGCAACAGCAGCAACAGCAUCACCAACAACAACAAAGCUAUAUAGCUGAUAACAUGAACAUGGCUAUGAAUCCGACAUUUGAACAACAAGUAAUUGCUCAGCUGAUGGAAAGAAGUGCUGUUCCACCAAUGAACAACCAGACGAAGAUGCCUUCAGCUACCCCUCCCACACCCACCUCUCCAAGAGACCUGUCUAUGAGGGCAAUGACUAGCUCUCAGCAUGCUGAAAACGAUGUAACACAUCAACAACAACAACAGUACAGUCCUGUUUACACUGAACAACAAUCAGUUGUACGUCAAAAUCACAAUGUUCUCCAGGGACAAAGAGGAUACCAGACAAAUAUCUACCAAAGCAGUGUUUGGCCAUCAUUCAAUACACAACCUACCACUAGGUUUGCUUUUCGCAGUGGUCAGGAUGCUAUGGUAGGUUUUAAUCAGGCAACAUUUGCACAGUUACAAUCCAACACUCUUAACCCAAUGAGCAAUUUUCUUAAACAAGAAGAUGGUUUUGUUAAUCAAAGUAUGGAUGCUUAUGGCGUUACAAGGGAGAUACCUCAUCUUGGCAUGCAACAGGUUCCAAAUUUUAUCAGACAACCGAUAUUUGUUCAGAAUAAUACCAAGAUGUCUCUGGGGAAAGGAUCCCAUGAAAACAAUAAUGAAAAGUCUUCACCUAAUAUACAAUCAAUUGUUGAUGCUACACAAGGCCCUGUGAACAUGACAACAAAGAACAUAUCACCUUUGUCGGUAAACGUUUCCCUGGCUUUGGGGGAUGUAUCUCAGGAUAGUCCAUCUCUGACACGUCAGAGUCCGUCAUUACGUUACCGUCCUCCCGGUGAUCAGAUGCUAAGUGCCAUAAAUUGCAACGAGGAGCUGCUUCAAGAUGGAGGGUUAAUGCCGGAAGCCCAGGUACCGGUAUCGUUAGAAGAUUCUCUGUUACAAGGUGGCAUGGUGAUUACUACUACUGGUGGCAGGCUGAAUGACACUAAUUUGACUCUUGAUUCUAACCCUGCUAGUGUCAAUAGCAGUGCCUUUGACAUCUUUGAAAACAGUGGAGAUGUCGAAGAUCAGAACUACAUGGGGGAUGCGCUGUCACCGCAGUCACUUAGUAUGGAUACAGAACCAACCAGUACUCUACCUUCCAUGACAAGUGCGUCUAGUGAAGUGCAAGUCCGACAUAGCGCAAUUGGAGACAUACAGCAAUCCUCGUUGCAGGCAUCGAAUAGUGGCCCUGCGGAUAUUGCACCAGCGCCGAAGGCCAAGAAAGGACGGCCACGGAUUGGUCAGGGACAUCGCUAUUCUCAGGCAUGUCCAGUCUGUGGCAAGAUAUUUGGAAGCUCCAGCGCUUUGGCGAAACACAAGCUGAUUCAUAGUAGUGAGAGGCGCCACAAGUGUGUGAUCUGUGCUAAGAGCUUCAAGAGACAAGAUCAUUUGACUGGACACCUUUUAACACAUCGUACCAAGAAACCCUAUGAAUGUAUAGUCAACAAUUGUGGAAAGUCGUACUGUGACAUAAGGUCACUUCGAAGACAUUUUGAAUCGCAGCACCAUGGAUUGGUUAUGGAAGAUAACAUGCACUAUUCAGGUGACGAGAAAGACGAUGUACUUGCGCAAGCCGAAGCGGCAGCAGUUGCACAAGCCACAGCUUCACAAGAGACCCAGAAGAACAACAUCCCGUCCUCUGAGGUUAUCUCUGACUUCUUAAACACUAUGGAUACGUUAAACAGUGAACAGAUAACUCAGUCGGGUAAUGGAGAUAGUUCUAGUGCUCGACUACAGUUCUUGGCUCAAACAGCAGCUCACCAGCAUGGCCAAUCUGGUCAAUUUCCAAUUCAAGGCAGUCCGCCAAACCAGCAACUGUCGCCAACACCACAGCAAAACCAGUCCAUGAGUGUUCCAUCUUUUCUGCAACAGUCGAUCACAUCUGCAUCUGGUGUGAACACUUUAGCUGGGAUAUCAAAUUUACCGAUGUCAACAAUGCCUCUGCAAUCACGAAGCAAUGUACAAAACUUCAGGCAGCUCAAUCGUCUAGAAUUGGCGGGUGUGCCAGGUAUUAGAUCAAAGCUUUCAGGGUUCCCCAGCAGACAGAAUGAUAAAAGCCAAGAGAAAAGACAACCUGUAGAAUGUUCCAUAUGCAAGCGUAAAUUCAAAAGUAUGCCAGCAUUGAAUGGCCACAUGAGAUUGCACGGUGGUUAUAGCAACACUAGGAGAAUCAACGUUACAACAACUUCGACAACAUUACAAAGACCUGUUCCAAUAGAGACAUCUGUGGCUGCUCCCUUGCCUAAUAUUUCAACAAUUUCAGACUAUCAAACCAUUCAAACAGAUCCUAGUACUGUAACUAUAGCCAGUUUAAACCAAAGCUCUAAUCUUGGAAAUUACUUUCAACAACCCCCAGGCAUUCGUAGAACAUUAGAUACAAAUGCUUCUUAUUCGUAUCCAGGUGGGAAGCCUGCUAGUUGGACUGUUGCAAUGCCGGCACGUUUACCGCAGUUUACUUUGCCAAGGCUGCCAGCCCCUACGCUACCGCGAGUUGGUGUGGGACUUGUUUCACAAAGUGUUCCAACAUCAAAUUUGUCUGGACAAUUAAACAUGCAAGACACUCACCUUCCACUUUCUUAUAAUCAGACUUCCAUGACCUCUGCCAUUCCUGUAUCAACCAUACCAUUGAAUCUUGAGAACCUGGUGUCAGCUCCUCAGGGUCUGACUCCGAUACAGCCUAUCACGACUAUCAUGAGUGUGACACAGAACUUACAAAUCCCUGAAGCAUUAGUGAAGCAGGAGAACCUAGCAAAAAUAAAUGAUUCGGUAUUAGGGACCUCUGUCAAACGGAAACAUGAGGAAUUGGGUCCACCUGUACUUCAGGCGAUUUCACCUGUAGUACCCGUGACCACUACACAGGAACAACCUGUGGAAAAAAAGGAUGAUAUUAUAUUUCAAAAGCCAACAGAGGUAAAGAAUCCAAAGAAAAAGCCGCGGCCAUCUCCCUUGGUCAUACCACCCUGUGUAAACACAACCUCUGGAGGAUUGAUACCUGGAACUUACGCCAGUCAAAUGAGGUCUCCACGUGAUCUGGGGACAAUGUUCUAUGGCAACAAGUCAAGUACGCCACCUCCAUACACACCUCCACCAAUGUUGAGCCCAAUCCGUAGUGGUUCUGGGCUGUAUUUUAAUAAUGUUACAGUGCCAUUACCUGUACCUGUACCUGCCACCACUCCAAAAACACCGAGUAUGAUUCAACUCCACAGGCGAAGUACAGGAAGUAGCAGUGAAGAGGCAUCAGAGUUUCUGUAUUCAGAACCGCAUAUAAAUGUAGGAACUGAUUACCAAGCUGUAUUACCACCAUGUAGAAACAGAAGCUAUAUGGAUUAUGGCCCAGAUCCAAGGGAAGGAACACCAAUGUGGUUACCGCAUCUGGAAGAACAGUAUGCUGAGAAUGAGUUUAAUAGUUUUAUAGAGUUUGCAACAUCAGGUGCUAUCCCAGGUGCAGCCAGGAACUUGGAGUAUGCAUACCAUUGUCUUGCAAGAGCAAAAGGUGAUAUGGAGCUUGCCUUAUUGAUGCUGAUGUCUCAGGAUGCCAAAGUACCUCGGGGGAUGGCCGACAACUGUCAGGAUUACCGUUAUGAUUUUCCUGAAAGAUGGAGUAUACAAGAGCGUAAGGCAUUUAGAGAUGGUUACAAGUCCAAAGGAAAAGAUUUCUUUGAAAUUGGGAAAUGUGUUCCAACCAAGACUGUGAAGGAUCUUGUGGAAUAUUAUUACCGCUGGAAGAAGCUUUAUCCUUAUAAUGCUGAAAUGCAGAAGUUCUGUCACCAUAGCGAUGCCAACCCAACUGAUGAGAUGCGGCACCUUGAGUGUGAUCUGAUGCCGGGUGAAAUUUUCCUUGAUUACGUCCCUUUCAAAGAGUAUAGACCCAAUAAGUAUUAUAGAGGAGGGGGAAAUGAUAAGUCCAAUAAUCAUGUUCAACCCUCUUCCAAUAAUCAGGAUAGCAAGGUGGAUGUGGAUGGCCUGUUCAACUGUACUUAUGCAGGAUGUCCAGCUUCCUUCAAGUCAAAACAGGCCCUGAAUGGACACAUACGAGUCCACGGGGGAUCCAAUAACUCCAGAAACCCAAGAGCUUGCAAGAGGAGUCCAUCGCCAUUAUCAACGACCUCAAGUGAUGGCAGCACCGACAGUUCUUACAUAGCGCCGGAACCAGUACCAGUACAGGAACCUGUGAAAGAAGAAUUUCCAUGCAAGAUUUGUGGAAAGGUUUUUUACAAGGUGAAGAGUCGAAGUGCACACAUGAAGAGCCAUUCAACCAAAGUUAAGCAGAAUUCUCAAGCAAAGCAAAUCAAGCCAGUUGUAGUACCCGAACCUGUCUACAUACCCCCUGCUGAAAUCCACAGGAGUGAGGAUGAACAUGCAAGUCAGAGUGAAGAUGAUGAUGACGACGAUGAUGAUGAUGAUAAUGGUGGUGAUGGUGAUGAUGGUGAUGAAGAGGAAGAGGAUGAUGAUGAUGACGAUGGAUAUGAGAUAGAUGGGGGAAGUGUGAGUGAAGCUGGUAGUGUGAGUGAAACAGCAAGUGAUGAGGAUUACGUUAAUAUGUAAUAAAAUGGAAAUCCAAAUAUGGACAUAUUUUCGUCUUACUCAAGAUUUAAUCAAAGCAUUUGAAAUAAAAUUUUGAAUUUCAUUAAGGUAUCCUAAAACCAGUUUCCCAUGAAGCUAAUAUGUGGGUGUGUCUUACUACAGUUUAUUUUUUAAGAAGAUUUAACAACAAUGGAGUUUAUUAUAUUCAGUAAAAUAUUUAUAUUGAAGUAUACAGGAAGAGUUGUUUUUUUGUAUAAAUGGUUGAUGUCUGUGAAUUGUCAUGUUGAUGUAAUGAAACUCCAUGUGAUCAUGUAGAAGCGGGAAGGACACAAAGAAUAAAUAAUUAAUUUACGUCCGGUGCAAUUAUUGAUUUAUAUCCUUAAUCUGUAUUAUCAAAACAUAAUUUUGAGAUUGUUUAAAUGCUUUUGUGUAAUUAGUUUUUAUAAGCAUUUCUUAAUGUUUAAUCUGGGGUUCAUACACCUAUGACUUCCAAAAAUGUAGUCACUUGAGCUUUACACGAUGUGUGCGAGUCCCCCUACAGCUUGUGCAACGCCCUCCCCCACUGGAAAUUUUUGAAGCAAAAAAAAUUAUGCUCCCGUAGUUAAAAAUUACCACAUACUGUUUUACCUUAUUUUGCCAGCUAGUGCCCCCUCACUCAAUCAUUGAGUCCUCCCACUUUGCCUUUCUAGUGCCCCCUCACUUAAUCAUUGAGCCCUCCCACUUCGCCUUUCUAGUGCCCCCUCACUCAAUCAUUGAGCCCUCCCACUUUGCCUUUCUAGUGCCCCCUCACUCAAUAAUUGAGCCCUCCCACUUUGCCUUUGUGCUCUUUCCCCGCUAAUACUCCUACAUAUUCUGCUUGCUUUCUUCCUUGUGAUUGGUUGUAAUGUCGAACGGUGACAUUUACAUUUAUUUGACUUAAAAUUUGCACUAUGUGUUAUGAAAUGGUUGCCAUAUCCAAUAGAAUAUAAAUGUAGUGGUUAAUAUUAGAUGUGCAAUGGCAUACUAUGUUGGUGCUUAAUACUAUAGGUGAUUAGUUGUGUAUCUCAGUUUUCUGGUUGCUAUCUAAAUCUUCUGAAUUUUCAAUCUUGAUUCCUUCUUAGAAUUUCUGUACGUAUUAUUGUGUGAUCAUGUGUGUGUCCUGUUAGUCUAUCAUAUCAAUGCAACCAUAUCUUGAUUAACAGUGUGUAAAAGAAUCAAGUCAAAGAACAGAGUAUGUCUCAAGUAAUAACAAAUGCAUUGAGAUUAUUAAAAAUGAAAUAUAUAUGUACAGUAUAUGGUUUGGAUGUCUGCUGCCACCUACAGCUUGAGCAGCAUUGGUGCCCUGUCCAAUGAGGAAUUUAUACUUAGUAUUUUUGUAGGUCUUUAAAUACAUGUAAAGUUAUUGAUUCACCCAGUAGGCUUCAACUUGUGAGAUGCCAUGUCUGAGGUGUGGGGUUUAGGGCCAAAGAAUGUUUUUAAUGAGAAUAGUAUAGUAUAGUACAGUUGUAUGAUAUAUAAAAUAUUGCCUUUUUUAAUGGAAAUAGUUGGAAUGUCCAGUAAGUUUUCACUCUGUUCUUCCAGAGAUCAUGUAGUACCUUCCUUCCCCCCCCCCACACUUUUUGUACAUGGCCUGAAUUUGUACUUAGAGCAUAAAGAUUUCUUUGAUCAUUUGCAUGGAUAUAGAAUGGGACAGGGUGGAGAAAAGGAAUAUAAGGAACAUCUAGAAACCAAGAGUUAAUAAGAACAAGGAUUUUGUAUGGGAAAUAUUAUAAAUCAACCUAGAGAUACUUUUCCAUAGAAGAACAUGUGAUGGUGGAAUUUGCAUGUACACUUAAUAAUAUAAUGACAAUGAGAGAUAAUACAGCCAAAAUCAAAUAAUGACAUAUGAUGUCAAGUCAGUGACGGCACGUCACAUAACAUGUGCUGUACUUAACAUCUUCUGGUAAGAUGUCCAAUUUAGAAAGAGGAUAAAAAGUGGUUAAUACCUUGGAAGAAAGAGAUGUAUUUUUGUAAGAUUUUUUUUUAAAUAGAGCAACUUGGCAAAAGAAUGAGACGGUGUGCAAUUGAUAAUUUAGUUCUUUCAUCGUGAGACAAUGGACUUAUUAUUGAUUCUUAAGAAUUAUUGAGAAGAAAAUGUUUGAUUGUGAUAGAUUUGUUUGUACCUGAAGGACUGAUUAAUUUUGCCAACUUGUUGAUAAUUACCACAUAGUCAGAUCUGGAAUGAAAUUUAAAAACAUAUUUUCCAAAUGUAGUUAGAGUAACAACACCUCACAAACGCAAAAUUGUCUUUGCAAUUUUUUAAAGACUUGCCAAAUAACUUCAUAGAAACAAGAUGAUUUAUGUGGCAAAAUGUCCCUGUAGUAUAGGCCUAUGGCUUUUUUUUAUAUACAGUAGGAAUACUCUAUGUUCCUGUAAAUAUAUGUACAGUCAAGAAAUAAUCAUAUUGUAAAUAAUUUUUAGAAAAGUGGCAUGUUUCCGAGCAUGUACAUUACAGGUUGCAUUAUAAUAGUCAAAGUAUUUUAAUGAAUUCAGAAACAAUAAUCUAAUGGUGGAGAAAAGUGUAUUUACUAAACAAUAAUGACAACCUUUUUGUUGCUAAUGAAUUUUCUUUGGAAUGUUGGUUUACACAAUAAUGAUCUGGACCAAAUAUAAAUACAGAUGCAUGAUGGGAAAUUAAAUAAAUCCCAUUUGUUAACAUUAUAUUAUUGUGAUUACAAAUAGUUUAUUAUUUUUCUGGUUACAAUACUUAUCAAUUAUUUUGUUAUUUUUUUUUAUCGAUUUUGAAAUCAAAUAUGUAUAAAUGUUAUUUGUUUGGUGUUGAUACAUCAUGAAAGCAAUGUUCUUGAUGUUAAAAACGGUUGUAAAGGAUUGUUCAUUUUGCUAUUUGAUUUUUUUUUUCACUUAGGAGCACAUUCAAUCCAGACUCAAUCUGUCUUAAUGCAUAUUUUAUUUUUUCUAAGUAAAUGAUCUUGUUUAAUUGAGAUUACUUUUGAUUUAUGGCUUACAUUUAUUAAAUGAAACAAAUGUUGAAGAUGA
Molecule: messenger RNA, 8110 nt
Organism: Anneissia japonica
Lineage: Eukaryota; Metazoa; Echinodermata; Crinoidea; Comatulida; Comatulidae
Exons: 15
Coding region: 179-5116 (1645 amino acids)
Biological process (GO): negative regulation of DNA-templated transcription; regulation of transcription by RNA polymerase II
Cellular component (GO): transcription regulator complex; histone deacetylase complex
Molecular function (GO): transcription corepressor activity
Source: RefSeq, a predicted model, not a curated record